CUUUCCUUUUCUAUUUUGUUGUGCUGCGAAUCCAACAUGCCAAAGGCACGCAAGGAAAAAGUUAACGCUGUCCAGGUUUUCGGCCGCAAGAAAACCGCCACCGCUGUUGCAUACUGCAAGCGCGGCAAGGGUCUUUUGCGAGUCAAUGGCCGCCCACUGGAUCAGAUUGAACCGAAAAUCCUGCGCUACAAGCUGCAGGAGCCGCUGCUUCUGCUGGGCAAGGAAAAGUUCGCCGGUGUUGACAUCCGUAUUCGCGUGAACGGUGGUGGUCAUGUCGCUCAGAUCUACGCCAUCCGCCAGGCCGUUUCUAAGGCCCUGGUUUCGUUCUACCAGAAGUACGUGGAUGAAGCGUCGCGCAAGGAACUGAAGGACAUUCUAACGCAGUACGACCGAACGCUGCUGGUUGCUGACCCGCGUCGCUGCGAGCCGAAGAAGUUCGGAGGUCCAGGUGCCCGCGCCCGGUACCAGAAGUCGUACCGUUAAGGUACCAACUUUUACCUAUCCGUGUUGUGUUGGUUGUCGCUCAAGCUGUCCUUCGCAUCGUUUGCCGGCAUUCGUUUCGGGUUCAAAUGAGGUGGUGUUGGCCGCUUGGGCGCCACUCGAUGUGACAAUUUAUUAUCUCCAUAAGAUUACGCGUAUAUUGCUUCGAGCAAACACAUGAGGAGAAGGAAUAAACGGAGAACAUCUGUACAAUCUUACGGAA
This is a messenger RNA of Anopheles nili, 703 nucleotides long. It is a transcript of the gene RpS16, whose product is annotated as 40S ribosomal protein S16. The record is from RefSeq and is a predicted model, not a curated record. The coding region runs from base 37 to 483 and encodes 148 amino acids. NCBI's taxonomy places the organism in Eukaryota, Metazoa, Arthropoda, Insecta, Diptera, Culicidae. Gene Ontology annotation, cellular component: ribosome; cytosolic small ribosomal subunit. The transcript is spliced from 3 exons. Gene Ontology annotation, molecular function: structural constituent of ribosome; RNA binding. Gene Ontology annotation, biological process: translation; maturation of SSU-rRNA from tricistronic rRNA transcript (SSU-rRNA, 5.8S rRNA, LSU-rRNA).